GUGUAUCACGUGAAGGUGAUCCAACAUGGCGACCUCUACGAUGGCAGUACGGCUUCUGAAGUCAUCAUGUUGCAGAUCCAUGUUUCGUCGGAAUUUCAGUAAAACCACAGUCAGACCAGGAACACAGAUGACAGUGAGAGAUGCCCUAAACUCUGCUAUUGAUGAGGAAAUUCAGAAGGAUGACUCUGUGUUUGUGCUUGGUGAGGAGGUGGCCGAAUAUGAUGGAGCUUACAAAGUCACCAAGAAUCUGUGGAAAAAAUAUGGAGACUCUCGUGUUAUAGAUACUCCUAUCACAGAGAUGGGAUUUGCUGGUAUUGCAGUAGGAGCUGCUAUGAAUGGACUAAAACCUAUAUGUGAGUUCAUGACUUUCAACUUCUCCAUGCAAGCUAUUGAUCAGAUUAUCAACUCUGCAGCGAAAACCCACUACAUGUCAGCUGGGGGCGUUCCUGUCCCAAUUGUGUUUCGCGGACCUAACGGAGCUGCUGCCGGUGUUGGUGCCCAACAUUCACAGUGCUUUGGUGCCUGGUACAGUAGCUGUCCUGGACUCAAAGUUAUCUCCCCUUACUCCUCAGAAGACUGUAAAGGACUGUUAAAGGCCUCCAUCAGGGAUCCCAACCCAGUUGUCUUCUUGGAAAAUGAACUUUUGUAUGGUACCGCCUUUGAAAUGUCCGAUGAAGCAUUAUCUGAUGAAUUUGUGCUUCCUAUUGGCAAGGCUAAAAUUGAACGAGAAGGUAAACACGUCUCCUUGGUAACCCAUUCCAAGUAUGUAGGACUUUGUCUGGAUGCUGCCAAAGAGUUGGAAGGUCAAGGGGUCGAGUGUGAGGUGAUCAAUCUGAGAACGCUACGUCCAAUGGAUACUCAGGCAAUUAUAAAAUCUGUGAUGAAGACCAACCACUGUAUAACAGUAGAAGGAGGAUGGCCGCAGUGUGGCAUCGGCUCGGAAAUCUGUGCCACAAUCGUGGAGAGUCCUGCCUUCAACUAUCUGGACGCCCCUAUACUACGUGUGACGGGAGCAGAUGUACCCAUGCCCUACGCCAAAUCCCUCGAGGCUGCUGCUCUACCAGAGAUACAAAAUGUCAUCAAAUGUGUUAAAAAAGUGCUGAAUAUUCCUUGAUAUUCAUUUCUGGACAAUUGACAAUUUUAAGUAUUUGAAGAGACUACUGUAAUAUGAAUUUCUGUAGAUACAAGUGCUGGGCUGUUAUCAACCUUUUAAAAUGUAAAAUAAAAAAAAAAAACUAUUACAUGGAAUUUGUGAAAGCAAAAAGUUUGCAUUUAAGGUUAUUGGUAGUGUAACAUUUCGGAGACAAGCUGGGAUUAUUUAAAGGGAUGUAUACAAAUACAAAUGUAUUUUCAUUAACACACAGUGCAAUGAUCAAAAUUAUUUACAUAUCAUUAAACUUAUGAUGGUAGUUAUAAUUAUCCAAUUAACUCUCUAAGACAGUUCUAGUGACUGCCGUUGUUAAGGUCAGUGAAGAAGUUGUACCAACAAGACACAGAAAUUCAGUAAAACUUCUUUAUACUGCCAAUAACUGUCCAGUGAAAUGUUGGUGUUAUUAAGAGAUUUGUCGAUACACUGGCUGUGACAUCUAAAGGAAUCGUUGAGAAAAUUGGAACUUGGGAAAAUAUGUUGACUGUUUGUGAGACGAUAAAAGAAAUCAGGGGCAGUAAUUGAUAACGAGGAUUUAUUGUUAUUAUUGCAUAACAAUAGGCAUAUCCUUGUUAAUAGUAGCCUCAUGUUAACCUGAAAAUUAUAUUUCCACAUUAAGGUUGGUAGAUAUUUAUCCUUAAUUAUUAACAUUUUAAUAUAUGUGUGGUUUUUUCUUCGUCUAAAUUUUGCUGGUAGCAUGAUUUAGUUUUUUCUCAAGAUUAAAGUUUUUGUUUUUUUAUCUGAAAGUGUUUUUUUCCAAAAAAUUCUGGCAGCAUGAAUAAGAUUUUUUUUCCUAGAUUAAACUUUUAUAUUUAUCUCAAGUUUUAGAAAAUGUUUCACUGCACUAAUAACAGACUACACUGCUUCCAAUUGUGUUUACAUUUAUCAAACUCAAAACAAAGUUAACAAAACAAAUGUAUAAAAUCACUUUGUACACAGUUUCUAUAUAUAAACAGUGAAUGUAGUGGGAUAUACCAGCUAAGAUCUCAUUUUCUUUCAAAUUACCAGUAGAGGUAUCCAAAAGAAUCUCAGAUUGCUUGUCAAACUGGAUACACAAUUUCCAAAAGCCCAAGACUUUUGUUGAUUCAGAUGGACACAUUAUUAUUUCCGAUGUACUAUACUCCGAUAUUUAUGUAUUGAUUUCCACCCCAAGUGAUGUUAGUUUAAUAUAUCGAUUCAGAUACAUAUGAUAGUUGGGUGUAUGUAUUUAUUUGUUUGUGUACUUCCUAUAGCAGAGGUAUAAUAAUGCUUUUUUGUUGCCUUUGAAAUGUAUAGAUUGCAAUUAUAUUACAGCGCUUUUUGCGUGUUAUUUUUUUGUCCAGAGAAUGUAAUGUUUUCUUGGCAACAUUAAAUCUCAGAAUACUCGGAAGUCAUUGGUGACAACCUAGUAUAUACGUAGUUGCUUUGUAUACCUUUGCUUUGAAAUGAGAAAAUCGUUACCGGUAGAUAUUUAUGUAUAUCAUUUCAUAUACAUUGAUACAAUGUACCAGACAUCUUUUUCAUUUAACAAAAAGAAUACCAACGAUACCAUACAGUAUUUAAAAAAUAUCAAAAUUACUGUGUACAAUACGCUGUAAAAAAUCACAUUGAAACCAGUGAGGAACAUCAGAUUUGGUAAUGAGCAAGGUAAGAACAAUGUGUUUUAGCCAUUUGUUUUAUGUGUAAGUUUUGUUUUAUUUAUCCGUUUAAGUUUUCAACAUCAUAAAAUGAAUAUUUUAGAAACCAAAAAGUCAUUCAAGAAUUUCUUUUGUUUCAUUAUAUUUUUGUGCAUAGUGCCCUCGUAGUCACUUUGGUUAUAAGGUUGUAUUAAAAUUUAAUGUAAAAACCCAGUAAAACUUUUUAAUAGAAUGUCUGAUUAGUAAAACGUUAUAACAGUG
Molecule: messenger RNA, 3024 nt
Organism: Mizuhopecten yessoensis (Yesso scallop)
Lineage: Eukaryota; Metazoa; Mollusca; Bivalvia; Pectinida; Pectinidae
Product: pyruvate dehydrogenase E1 component subunit beta, mitochondrial-like
Exons: 12
Coding region: 26-1114 (362 amino acids)
Biological process (GO): pyruvate decarboxylation to acetyl-CoA
Molecular function (GO): pyruvate dehydrogenase (acetyl-transferring) activity
Source: RefSeq, a predicted model, not a curated record